AUGGCACUGAAACGCGGCGUUGUACUGAAUAACCAUAAUUGUUGUGCAUCAAUAGUAGUCAACCAAACGACAUCAGCAGUUUUAGUGGAACGUGGGAACCAUUCACAUGAAGAAGUCAAGGUUGAGCAUCCACUAGUACGGGAUUUAAAGCGAAAAGUUGGAGAUGAUAUUUCACCAAUACCGCAUCAGUACGAAGGUGCCAUUCACGAGAUGGUGAGUCAAACGACAAAAACUACAGCAGAUUGUGCAUUAGUGCCAAAAUAUGAAUCAGUUCGGUCAAGUCUCUAUCGAGCGCGCUGGAGACAGUUACAAACAUACCGACCCACUAAAGAAGAUUUUAUGAUUCCUGAUAAUCUUCAGAAAACACUUGAUGGUCAACGUUUUCGUGCAUUCGAUGUUGAUAUUGGUUCAGGAAUGCUUGGUUUUUGUUCUCACGAAGGUCUUUUUCGAUUGUCCAUAAGGUUGGUGGAUUCAAGAGCUAACUAAUACACAACUUUCUACUUGUUGCGCGUUUUUUUUAUUGAAGUCCACAUUGGGGAGCAGAUGGAACAUUUCGGACAGUUCCGAAGCAAUUCGAGCAAGCAUACACAAUUCACGGUUAUGAUUCUAUUUCUACACAAUCAGUUUUUUUGCAACACUGAAAAAUAAAGAAAAGAUAACCUAUUUUUCAAUGUUAACGAAUCUUCGGCAUUAUGCGUCUACUUAUGGUGUACAGUUAUCGCCUGCUACAAUAAUGACUGAUUUUGAAUCCAUCAUUAAUCCAUGCUAAGUACCAAUAUUUGCGUGGAUGUAUAGAUUUUCAAGAGUAUUUUAUUGUUGCUAGAAAACCAUGUUAUAGAAUCUUGUACAGUUUGUCAGAUGGUUUUUUAAACAACGAAGUUUCGGAUACGGAAGCUUGAAUAUGUCUUUUUUUAAAUUCUUUAUAAUAACAAAAUCACUACGCGUUAGCAUCUAUGGCAGUGGCUAUUUGUUCUCCUUCGAGAGUUUACUGUUUGAAAAUGUUCUCCUUUAAGAAUAAGUUUAUAAACUGUUCUCAUUCGAGAGUGCAAACUGCAUAGUUAAUUAAUUUAAACGAACUUUAUACAUCUGUGAAUUAUUGAAAACAGUGGUUUCGGUUCUUUCUUGAAUAAUAUAGAUAGUGCCGUUGAAAAUUCGGACACAUUUGCGAUUUUGAAAUUUUGAAAUUUUUUGCAUGAGAUGUAUCAACUAUUGUUGGUGCGAUUAAUUCGGCUAGGCAUUUGUAUUUAGGUAAAAUAUGAUAAUCGUUGUCCUGAUGAUUGUGAGCGAAAUUGACAAAAUAUUUUUUAGACUGAGUUAAAAUAGAAAUGAAAGAACAGAAAAACGUCAGACGAUUCAGCAGGUUGAAAAGUUCAGCUUUUUGAGAGCCCAUAAGUAGGUUCAAAAUACAAAAUACAAAAGUGAACCGGACACAAUAUCAACAACAGGUGGGACCAGUCAUUAAAAAAAUGGAAAAGAAGAGUUGGGUGUUAUCAGUGCAGUACAGUGUGUAAUAAUCAUUCGAACUCUUUUGUUUUUGAUUUUUUAGUAGAAGCUGGAACGAAUCUGAAUAUUGUAUUAGCCCGAAGAUCUUUCUGUCAGAUGAGGUGCAUACCGCCGUUUUAUGAGAAAAGUUGAUAAUAGGAUUUCUGCAAAAACCUAACCGCUAGAAAACCAAGUCCUUGGUUUUUAGUCAGAAAACGUUGCAAGCGAUAUAGCCUGAUA
This is a messenger RNA of Didymodactylos carnosus, 1722 nucleotides long. Lineage: Eukaryota; Metazoa; Rotifera; Eurotatoria; Philodinida; Philodinidae. The record is from the annotation of a GenBank genome assembly.